Molecule: messenger RNA, 3769 nt
Organism: Camelus dromedarius (Arabian camel)
Lineage: Eukaryota; Metazoa; Chordata; Mammalia; Artiodactyla; Camelidae
Gene: GCLC
Product: glutamate-cysteine ligase catalytic subunit
Exons: 16
Coding region: 479-2389 (636 amino acids)
Biological process (GO): glutathione biosynthetic process
Cellular component (GO): glutamate-cysteine ligase complex
Molecular function (GO): glutamate-cysteine ligase activity
Source: RefSeq, a predicted model, not a curated record
CCUGGAGUGGUGAGCGAGCUGAGGUGACUGGGCAUGCUCGGCGGCGGCGCAGGUUUUGGUCACAAGUAGGAAGAAGCUAGUGCACGACACCGGCAAAGAGGAGUGGGAGCCGCUGCCGCGCCGCGGCUGUGGGGGCCGCCGCCGCCGCCGCCUCGGAGCAGGAGCGGGGCGGCAGCCGGAGCGGGCGAGGGGCCAAGCCUUCGGGCAGAGGGCCGCCCAGCCUGCCCACCUUCCCGCCGCCUCUGUCCGCGCGGUGCGCCGACCCCCGGGUCGGUCACCUGGGCGGCGAGGACCCCGCGCCGGGGAGCCGGAGCGGACCGAACUCCACCUCCGCUAGCUGCGGCCCGAGGGCGCCCCCCCAGGGCCGAGCCGCCGCCGCUGCCGCUUUCUGCGGGCCGCUGAGUGUCCGGCCCCGCGCCCCACGCCUGGAGCCCCGAGCGGCCGCCGCCGGCCCCGAGGACGAGGAGAGGGGGCGGCCAUGGGGCUGCUGUCCCAAGGCUCACCGCUGAGCUGGGAGGAGACCCAGCGCCACGCCGACCACGUGCGGCGGCACGGGAUCCUCCAGUUCUUGCACAUCUACCACGCCGUCAAGGACCGGCACAAGGACGUGCUCAAGUGGGGCGACGAGGUGGAGUACAUGUUGGUGUCUUUCGAUCAUGAAAACAAAAAAGUCCAAUUGGUCCUGUCUGGAGAGGAGGUUCUUGAAACUCUGCAAGAAAAAGGGGAAAGGACAAACCCAAACCACCCUACCCUUUGGAGACCAGAGUACGGGAGCUACAUGAUCGAAGGGACACCGGGCCAGCCGUACGGGGGGACCAUGUCCGAGUUCAACACCGUGGAGGACAACAUGAGGAAGCGCCGCCAGGAGGCGACGUCUCUGCUGGGAGACAACCAGGCUGUCUGCACGAUAACCUCAUUUCCCAGAUUAGGCUGCCCUGGGUUCACGCUGCCCGAGUUCAGGCCCCGCCCGGUCGAAGGAGGAGCUUCCAAGUCCCUCUUCUUUCCCGACGAAGCAAUCAACAAGCACCCACGCUUCAGCACCCUAACAAGGAACAUCCGGCACAGGAGGGGAGAGAAAGUCGUCAUCAAUGUCCCGAUAUUUAAGGACAAGAACACGCCGUCUCCGUUUAUAGAGACGUUUCCCGAGGAUGACGAGGCAGCGAAGGCGGCUAAGCCGGACCACAUUUACAUGGAUGCCAUGGGCUUCGGGAUGGGCAAUUGCUGUCUCCAGGUAACGUUCCAAGCCUGCAGCAUAUCUGAGGCCCGCUACCUGUAUGAUCAGUUGGCCACUAUCUGCCCAAUUGUUAUGGCUUUGAGCGCUGCGUCUCCUUUUUACCGAGGCUAUGUGUCAGACAUUGAUUGUCGCUGGGGAGUGAUUUCUGCGUCUGUUGAUGAUAGAACUCGGGAGGAGAGAGGACUGGAGCCGCUGAAGAACAAUAGCUAUAGGAUUAGUAAAUCCCGGUACGACUCCAUCGACAGUUACUUGUCCGAGUGCGGGGAGAAGUACAAUGACCUCGACCUGACCAUAGACAGGGAGAUCUACGGCCAUCUGCUGCAGGAAGGCAUCGAUCACCUCCUGGCCCAGCACGUGGCUCACCUCUUCAUCAGAGACCCGCUGACUCUGUUUGAGGAGAAAAUACACCUGGACGAUGCCAACGAGUCUGACCAUUUCGAGAAUAUUCAGUCCACAAAUUGGCAGACGAUGAGAUUUAAGCCUCCUCCCCCAAACUCCGACAUUGGAUGGAGAGUGGAAUUCCGGCCUAUGGAGGUGCAGUUGACAGACUUCGAGAACUCUGCAUACGUGGUGUUUGUGGUGCUGCUUACCAGGGUGAUCCUGUCCUACAAACUGGACUUCCUCAUUCCCCUGUCGAAGGUGGACGAGAACAUGAAAGUGGCACAGAAGCGAGACGCCGUCCUGCGGGGCAGGUUUUAUUUCAGAAAAGACAUCUGCAAAGGUGGCAGCGCUGUGGUGGACGGCUGCGGCAAGGCGGCGGGCGCGGAGCCGGCGGCCGAGGAGUACGCGCUCAUGACCAUCGACACCAUCAUCAACGGCAAGGAAGGCGUGUUCCCUGGGCUGAUCCCCAUCCUGAACUCUUACCUGGAGAACAUGGAGGUGGAUGUGGACACCAGAUGCAGUAUUCUCAACUACCUGAAGCUGAUCAAGAAGAGAGCGUCCGGAGAAUUAAUGACAGUUGCCAGGUGGAUGAGGGAGUUCAUCGCAAAGCAUCCUGACUACAAGCAAGACAGUGUCAUCACUGACAAAAUAAACUAUAGCCUUCUUUUAAAGUGUAACCAAAUUGCAAACGAAUUAUGUGAAUGCCCAGAGUUACUUGGACCAGCAUUUAGGAAAGUAAAAUAUAGUGGAAGUAAAACUGACCCUUCCAACUAGACGUCCCGCGGCAGGGAAAGUGCGUCACCGUGUCCCUGCUCGCGGGGCUGGUGUGAACAUCGGCUCGGAGCGCAGCGCUGCCCUGGGCCGCUCGCCAGAAGUGGGUCUAGAAGCUUCCUUCAGCUAGGCAAACCUAGAGUUUAUACAGUGUACAUGUACAGAGUAAAGUAUUUUUAUGAUUAACAAUGUAUUUUAAUAACACUGUAUCUAAAGUCAUCGUGAACGGCUUGUACAUUUCUCACUUCUUACUCUGGAACGCCUACUGUGUAAGCAGUUUUGUAAAUGUCAUGUACUGGUAAUUAAUUGUACUAUACUUGCAUUCCAGAGUUUAAAAUGUUUACUGUACAUUUGGGGUUUGUUUUCGUUAGGUUGUUUGUUUUUUUUUAAAGACUUUACCUGGGACCUGAUUCACUGAAACCUGUCACUUCGCUUUAAAACCAGUUUGAAUCCUGUUCAUUUUCUUUGAGUCGUUUCCUUUGGCGUACACGUUAAAUCACUACGGAGUCCACUCAAGUGUUUCAAGGGAAAUAUUGGAUUUCGGGCACCUUCCCUGUGAUAAUAGCUAACCACUCGGUAACCCUGUCCCUCAAGCCUUCACCACUAAACAGAACCCAUUGAGCUGACAGUCCUGCUUUGUUUAAAUUUGCUGCUUUGGGCAUUAAGUCAGAAGACAACUCUGUAGGAAGAAAGACUGAGUUCACUAGUGAUUAUGGGAGGCAAUACUAUUUUUUUUGUGUGUGAAAAAAGGAGAAUCAUUUUUCAUCUUGUACAUACCAAGAGGAAUGUCCAGAAUGACACCAGCUCUUCUGUCGUGGCCCCUGCAUACAAAUUUUCAAAUCAAAUGCGGUUGCUAAAGUUUUCGUUACUUUAGCUCUCAUUUCCAGUAGGCACGUGACAUUCUUCCAAAAGCCAUUCAUCCUAGAUUUGACCUGGGGGAUAUUCUACAUACUCCUUACCUUCUCUGUAAAACUCAUCAAGAAAUCAUGAUCUGCACUAAGUUUUGUGAAUCAGGGCCCUAAAUGUUUAAUUGUAAAUAACUUAAGUUUCACACAAUUGUUAGAGCUUUUUGUUGAAGUUUUUCUUUCCAAUUAAAGAAAAGUCUUAACUGCUUCUGAAAUAACUAUGUAUAGUAGAUUAUACAAACUUUAUAGACAUAAAUAUUUAAACUAAUGCUAAUUUUAGGAAAUUGCAAUAAAGCUGCAGCUAAGCCUGUUAAUGUAUAAAUACUAGGAUUUGUGCUAAAUUUCAUACAUGCAUUUUGGAAGAUAAACGAAUGCCUGUUUUCCAUUUGCAAUUUGCUUGUGUAAAUUCAGAUUGUAAAAAGGGAGUGAAAUGUUUGUGGUAUGAGGAAAUAAAAGAAUGGAAUUAGCAUUGUGAAAA